This is a messenger RNA of Drosophila busckii, 864 nucleotides long. RefSeq lists its product as uncharacterized. The coding region runs from base 21 to 737 and encodes 238 amino acids. The record is from RefSeq and is a predicted model, not a curated record. Lineage: Eukaryota; Metazoa; Arthropoda; Insecta; Diptera; Drosophilidae. The transcript is spliced from 5 exons.
AAUGCAAAUCGUUUAAAAAGAUGUGGAAAUUUUUGGUAAUUUGUGUCCUCAUGAGCGCACUAUACAAUGAAUCGGAUGCAGUGAAGGCUAGCCGUGCUCGUCGUCAGCGUCGUGGCUAUGCCGGCAGCUAUUCGGGCAGCUAUGCCAAUGGUGGUGGUGCAGGUGGCUACACCGGUGGCUACAACGACUAUGAUGAUUAUGGUGUUGGCUAUGCACCAAACUUUGGCAUUACGGAUCCCUAUCUGUUCCAUCAGCAGCUAACAAAUCAGAUUCUGGCACAGAAUCAUGCAACACAGCAAGCUAUAACGGGUCUGGCCACGGCUGGCAAUGCUUAUGCAUCUGCGGAUGCAACUAUAACUGAAGAUGAUGAUGAUCGCAUUCAGCAACAGAUUGCCGCUCAGAAUGCCUAUCACCACAAUCAAGUGCGUCAGCAGUCGGCCCAUCGUGGUGGCGCCUACAACUCGCAUCGCUAUGCGCCCAGCUAUGCUGCAGCCGCUGGCUCCAUUGGACCCAAUGGUCAUAGGCAGACUGCCUAUAUCAAUCCAGUUAAUCCGGCUACACCCAACAUUGUGAAUCGCUUUGGUGGCAGCACCAGCAGCGGCGGCGGCGGCGGUGGCUACAAGGGCGUCUCGGUCUCCUCCUUCAGCUCUAGCAACGGCGAUGGCACUUCCCGUCGUGGUGCUCAGACCACUAUCAAUGAUAAUGGCAAAGUCACCUCAUACUCAGUGCACUCUUAGAUUGUUUAAACAAUUGUUGCGCCACAAAUUAUUUUGGAAUUAUAAAUUUUGCUUAACACUCAUAUUUAUAUGUCUUGAUUACUAAAAUACAUAAUUAUAUAUUUUAUAUAUAUAUUUUUAUAUCAAA